AUGUUGUGUGUUUUUGUCGCAGUGGCAGAAGCAGAGAGCCAGUGCAGCGCCCCGAGUCCUGCGUGUGUUCAGGAAAGCCGAAAUCACCAGGGUCCACGCGGAAACAAGCCCAGACAGAGAGCUGCUCCCCCGUCACACACCCCCUCUGCCCCCACAGACGACUGUCAACAAGGGGCCAAGAAAAUAGCUUCAACCAUCGACCGCUCGGUGAAGGACUUGCAGCGGUGCACAGCAUCGCUCACUCGUUACCGGAUGGUGGUGAAGGAGGAGAUGGAUUCCUCUAUCAAGAAAAUGAAGCAGACGUUCGCAGAGCUCCAGAGCUGCUUAAUGGACAGAGAAGUCACGCUCUUGGGAGAAAUGGACAAAGUGAAAGCUGAAUCGAUGAUGAUUUUGGACGCGCGGCAGAAGAGAGCGGAGGAGCUCAGACGUCUCACAGAAAAAUCAGCCUCGAUGUCUGAGGAGCAGCUCACAGAACUACGUGCAGAUAUAAAGCACUUUGUUAGUGAACGAAAAUACGAUGAAGAUCUGGGGAAAGCUGUGCGAUUCUCCUUCGACCUCGAGCCGCUGAAGACCAGCAUCACAGGGUUUGGAUCAGUGUACCAUCCGAACACGGGCUACUCAAACCGGUCCCGCUGUAGCUCCACCUCCUCCUCUGUGACCGGACCACAGGAAACUCCUCCUUCUCAGAGCUCUGAACACCGCCCCCCUCCCACCAAACAGAUUUUCCAGGGGAACAGGCGCACGUUCCACGGACAGGGCUUCCACUCGGGCGGCGGGGGACAGCGAUACAACGGCAGCUCCCACCAAGCCCGCAACAACCACCACGCCGGUCCGCAUAGAUCCCAGGCCGACAGCACCCAGACCUCACAGCCGCACGGGCACAGCUCCAGGGGCCCGUCCCACCAGCACAACGGGCUUCCCCAGAGACCCCCGCGAACGCCCUGUCCCUGA
Molecule: messenger RNA, 951 nt
Organism: Knipowitschia caucasica
Lineage: Eukaryota; Metazoa; Chordata; Actinopteri; Gobiiformes; Gobiidae
Source: the annotation of a GenBank genome assembly